AUGGCGCCACGGGGAAGAGCGCGAGCACAUCGAGGUGGAAAUGAAAAGCAAGAGCGACAGGAUGUUGAAGCGCAACAACUCCACUACUGGCGCAGGUUUUUUAGCAAGUUUCCACGAGCCACCCAGGCCAGCACCCUACGCGCGCGCUGCAGUUCGAGUUCCGCCGCAAGCCAGUCGCCCGGCGUCUCAGUGAGUUUUCUCUCUGGAGGAGCGCACCCAUCGAGUUCGAGCGGGCAGAACUGCGCGCCGCUUUCGAAUGGAAGCGCAGCCCCGCCGGCCCGCGGCCUGCUCUUUCGUCGCGCCGCGCCCGCGUCGCGUCUUUGCUGAGGAAGUUGCGCGCGGGCGCCCGCCUCUGGCCUGGCGCGCGGCAGAUUGGCGCGCGCGCUCCCCGGCCCAUUCUUUGGACAACGUGAACAAGAUCAGGACUUGUACGAUGACGAUACGCACGAAGACGAUAUCUACGACUACGGCGACGAUUUUGAACAAGUUCAAGGGGUCGUGAAAAAUUCUGUUCCGGCACAGUGCAAAAGGCAGAAACAGGGCCCCGGUGGAGGUCGGAAUGGAGCUGCGCGCGGGCCUCCCGGCGCUACGCGCGCCGGCCCCCUGCUUGAGGCCGCGGGCCUGUCGUCGGCCUGCCGCCCGUGCUUGCAGCACUGAUCGCCGGGUGCGCCCGUCGAGUCAAUUCCAAUUGUCGGCCCGCCCCGGCCCGCCAUUUGGGUGUUGCCGAAGUUUGUUCGGUCGCGCCGUGGUCUGUUUGACUUUGGGCGAUCGAAUUACGUGGGGCGCCGGCAGGGGGAGGGGCAAGAACAUACAAACAAAAGUUGGCCGCGGCCGCCGUUCGACGAUGGAGCGCGCGCACGCACAAGCAUGGUUGUUAAAGCGAAAUAACAAGCGCAAGCCCAGUCGCGAGCUAGUCAAUGCAUAGCCGCGCGCUUCCGAUGCAUGGUCAGCAGCAUCGACUAGGGCUUCUGACAUCCCGCAGUGAAAUUGCCAGUCCUCGUGUUCGGGAGCAAUCGUUCAGAUUCAGAGCGCACUAAGUAUGGAGAUGAGGCCCCUAACAAACAUGAGCCGCGUGAGUGGAUGUAUGUUCCGUCGAUGUAUGUUUGUAGAAGGAAGAGGAUGGUUGAAGAUCAUCUGAAACAGGAUUUCUAAAUCUUCUUUUUCAAAAGUAAGAGCUUAGCUUCUUUUCGGGACGAGGAGUAGACUUUCCGUACGUGUUCAACGAAUUAGAAAGUAAUCAGAAGGUGAGGGUGGGACGACGAAGUACUACGAGUAAAAAAGAGGAGCCAUAGAACAAUGAGCACCGCUUCGAGCAAUAAUUGUAGAGUGGAAGAGCAGCAAGAGCAAGAGGUGCUCUCGCCUCAGUGGCUGCGAUCUUUACCGAGAAGUGGGACCAUUUUGCUCCGCGCCACGACUAGAAGCGCCAGAGCAGGAACGCAGAGGGCAAAACAAAAUGAAGAGACAAGCCUCCGCCGUCGCGUUUUGGCAAAGCCAAAGCAACAACGUCGCCGCCGCGCAGCUGCGCCAGAACGUGAGCAACCAGAGCGGAGGCGCCAAGCUGCAGGGCCCUCCGAGCAGUAUGGACAUGAUGGGCAUGGAGAUCGAUCCCUAGCGCCGCGGCGGGAGGGAUGAGCGACGUCUCGGCGCUGGAGAUAGCGGGCGCGACAUCUUCGCUUGGGCGCCAGCCCCUUGCUUGCUCGCGGAAUGUUGGUGCGCGCGCGCCCCGG
This is a messenger RNA of Amoebophrya sp. A120, 1727 nucleotides long. NCBI's taxonomy places the organism in Eukaryota, Dinophyceae, Syndiniales, Amoebophryaceae. The record is from the annotation of a GenBank genome assembly.